Molecule: messenger RNA, 1593 nt
Organism: Symbiodinium necroappetens
Lineage: Eukaryota; Dinophyceae; Suessiales; Symbiodiniaceae
Source: the annotation of a GenBank genome assembly
AUGGAUGACGAUGGACUUCUCCCCAUCCACCAUGCUGCCAGGUCUGGUAUGGUGGAGGUGCUGAAAGUCUUUGCCGAGGACAAGGACAUGACCCUGAGCGCUGUGGACAAGAAUGGAUGCACCGCUGCACACCAUGCCGCAGCGUCUGGCCACAUUGAGGUGCUAAAACUGCUGAAGGCAAAGAAAGAGGACUUGAAUGCCCUCGACAAGGAAGGCAACACACCGGUGCACUACGCAGCCCAGGGUGGCCAUGUGGAGGCUCUGAGUCUGCUGGCACUGCAGGAAGGGGAGGCCCAGAAGCUGGGUGCUCAGAACAAGAGCAAGCAAACCCCGGCCCAUUGGGCCGCAAAAGCGGGCCGCAUCAGCGUGCUGAAGCUUCUGCAGAAGGUCGGAGUGCCGCUCUCCAGCGCCGACGUGGAAAAGCAAACGCCGGCCUUGCUUGCAGCGACUUUCGGUCACGUGGAAGCCUUGCAGCUCCUUCUCAAGGCAUCCGACAGUACGGGCCGCACGGUGGCCUUCGUGGCAGCAAAGACUGGAUUACUCGACGCCUUGAAAGUGUUACACGAGGCCCGGGCGGAGCUCGAUGCACCCAACAGAGAUGGCCACACACCUGCCUACGAGGCCGCUAGGUUUGGCCACACAGACGUUUUCAAGUUUCUGCUGCACGCUGGCGCCGACUCGUACGCGAAGACGCACGCAGGGGGGACUCUGGCCCAUGCAGCCGCGCGUGGAGGGAAUGUGGAGGUCCUGGAGUUGGUCCUGAAGGCAAAGCCUAAGGUUGACCUGGACGCCGCAGACAAGAGGGGCUGGACGGCAGUGUCCCUCUUCGCGCACAAGAACUGCAAAGAAGCGCUGCGCCUUCUUUGCGAGGCUCGGGCGAACCUGACCAGUGCGAUUCUGCAGGAGGCCAAGAUUGAGCCCAAAUACAAGGACAGAAGAGCUGCCUCCUUCUCUGCGGACUCCGGCUACGAAACCGUGUUGCGCUUUCUGUUGGAGGCCCGGGCGAACCUGACCACGCCCAUUGAGACUGCGAAGAGCGGCCGUUCACCAAUACAUUUUGCUGCCCAAGCUGGCCAUGUGAAGGCAAUGCGUGUUUUGCUGGAGGCCGGGGUGGAUCUGGAAGCCACAGACAGGGAUGGCUGGACGGCUGCCUCCAUAUCUGCACGCAAAGGCUACGAAACUGUGCUGCACCUUCUGUUCGAGGCUCGGGCAAACCUGACGACUGCUGCUGAGACCUCGAAGGAUCAUCGUGCUCCGAUACAUUAUGCAGCCCAAGGAGGCCAUGUGAAGGCACUACGUGUUCUUUUGCAGGCAAGAGCGGACCCGAAGGCCGCAGACAUCCAUGACGAGACCCCGAUCACGCUUGCCCAGCAAGGCCGACACGAUCAGGCCCUCUACCUGCUGGGAAGCGUGGGGCACCACAGCUCCAGAACAUUUGGCUUCGAAAGUACCUUCGGACGCUUUGCGCCGAGUGAAGACUGGCCUCACUGGCGGGGCUGGCCCUUUUUGUGGACCUCGCCCGAAGCCUCCCCCACCGCACGGGCUGAGGUUCAAUCAGAUGCUGGUGAGGAAGACUUGGUGCACUCUCGCUGA